GCCUACAUAUCUUUUGUACGUGAGAAAUUAGCAAAUUCAGUGACAGAAAUUGUUCUUACCAACUAUUUCUUUCAAUUGUUGCUUACUCUUCGAUUUUUCAUGUUUUUAUUAUUUUUUACCUCCACCAAGUGAAUUUUCAUUUUAUUCUGAAUAAAGUACAGUGGGUGUUUAAUAAUCAUUCUCCGGUUUUUGGGAUGUCCAAAUGCAAUGUCCAAUUGCUUGUAGUUAGAUUAGAUUCAACUGGAUAAAAGAGAACAACUGCAAUAACGACGGGUCUGGCAGUAGACACAAUAUUUAAUGUCAAAGCGUCAACCUACCAAAUUAUUUAGUGAUUAAAUAAUACUAUAUGGUGAUUGAUCAAUUAUUCCUGUUGACUUUUAUUACAACAAACCUUUCUUCUUUCACUUAUUCCUACACGCAUUCACGUUGAAACUUUCUUCUUCCAAUUAAAACUCCAACCUCCAAUCUUUUGAAACAUUAUUAUGCCGCGUUGAUAUAAUUUCUGCUAUGCUUAUACAAACAACAAUCUCUUGAACUCCUCUUUUUUCUCUUUGUUUCUUCUGAGCUGAAAAUGAAUUAUUAUUCUCAUCUCAUCAGUGUAUUUACCAUUAUUCUUGCUUCUUCCUCUGUUUCAAUUCUUGCACAACAGCCUUACAUUGGAAAGGGAACAAACGUCUGCAGCAGCCAAGAUAACUCCAAUUCUGCUUUUGGGUACUUUUGUAAUGGCGUUAACCGCAGCUGCCAAUCUUAUUUGACCUUUAGAUCUCAACCCCCUUUCACUUCAGUGGCCUCAAUCUCUUCUCUACUUGGUGCUGACCCUUUGGAGCUUUCUCAGCUCAAUUCAGUUGCUCAAAAUGCCACCUUUGACACAAACCAAAUGGUUCUUGUUCCUGUCACGUGUUCUUGUGCAGGUCAGUAUUAUCAGGCAAACACAUCUUAUGCCAUAAAAAAGGAUGAUACUUUCUUAACCAUUGCAAAUAAUACCCUAGAAGGCUUGUCUACUUGCCAUGCUAUCAACGCUGAGAACAAAGAACAAGCUACUAAUCUGGUUCUUGGUUCAAGAAUUAAUGUUCCUCUUCGAUGUGCUUGUCCAACAAAGAAUCAAACUGAUGAUGGUACAAAAUAUCUGCUUAGUUACUUGGUUACUUUUGGAGAAUUUGUUUCCCUCAUUAGUGAUAAAUUUGGGGUGGACACUAGAGCAACACUUGCUGCUAAUGGACUAUCAGAAAAUGAUGCUACUAUUUUUCCAUUCACUACUCUAUUAGUUCCUCUUUUGAACCCACCUGUGAGUUCCCAAGUUGUAGGAAAUUCUCCACCGCCGCCUCCUCCAUCAGCACCAACACCACCUGCUGUUCCUGUAUCAAAUAAUGGCUCAAAGAAGACUUGGAUAUAUGUUGUGGUUGGUGUUGUUGGAGGAGUCGUCGCUUUGUCUCUUUUGGGGGUGGUUAUUUUCUUCUUCUUCUUUAGGAAAAGGCAAAAGAAAGCUGAUCCACAGUUUGUUUCUGAAAGUUUUGAAUCAGUUGAGAAACCAUUAAAUAAGAAAGUUGAAGAUGAGUCUGAGGAGUUCUUGGAAAGUUUAUCCAGUAUAGCUCAAUCUGUUAAGAUUUACAAAUUUGAAGAGAUCAAAACAGCCACAGAAAACUUCAGUCCUACAUGUUUGAUUAAAGGAUCUGUUUAUCGGGGCACGAUCAAUGGUGAUUUUGCUGCUAUAAAGAAAAUGAGUGGUGAUGUAUCCAAGGAAAUUAAUUUGCUGAGCAAAAUCAACCAUUUUAAUCUUAUUAGCCUCUCAGGAAUUUGUUUUCAAGAUGGCCACUGGUAUCUUGUUUAUGAAUAUGCUGCCAAUGGACCAUUAACUGAUUGGAUAUGCCACCAGAAUAGUGAUCAGAAGUCUCUUAAUUGGACACAAAGAGUACAGAUUUCUCUUGAUGUGGCCACAGGGCUUAACUAUUUGCAUAGCUACACAUCCCCUCCUCAUGUUCACAAGGAUCUAAACGGUAGUAAUAUUCUUCUGGAUGGCGAUUUAAGAGCCAAGAUUGCUAAUUUUGGUCUAGCAAGGUCAGCGGAUGGAGAAGAAGGUGAGUUUGCCUUGACAAGGCACAUAGUUGGGACCCAAGGUUACAUGGCUCCUGAGUAUUUGGAGAAUGGUCUAGUCUCCCCAAAGCUGGAUGUUUAUGCAUUUGGAGUUCUGUUGCUGGAAAUUCUCACUGGAAACGAAGUUUCUGUUCUAUAUGAAGGCUCGAGUACAAACUUGACUGAUGUGUUGAUCCCUGUGCUUCAUGAUGAAAAUACUAAGGAGAAUCUGAGCAACUUCAUUGAUCUUUCUCUGCAAGGGAAGUACCCUGCGGAACUUGCCAUUGCCAUAGUCAGAUUGAUCGAUAACUGCAUAAAGAAAGAUCCUUCUCAUCGCCCUGGUAUGGAUGAGAUUGUCCAAUCUCUUUCAAGAAUUAUGACAGCGACACACUCUUGGGAAUUGUCAUUUAGCAUUUCAGUAUCACCACAAAGAUUGCCCUAAGCCUAGAUCAAUGAGUGUAAGCUUUAUUUAUUUAUUUUUUUUUUUUUGGGUUUCCCUCCUCCCACGUCUAGCACGAUAUGCUAUGUGCAUAAUGUUAUUACCUUAUUGAUGGAUUUUGAAGAGCUAUUGCACCAAUUACCCUACAUAAAUAUCAGUUUAACAUUUCAAUCAA
This is a messenger RNA of Nicotiana attenuata, 2684 nucleotides long. Its product is annotated as lysM domain receptor-like kinase 4. Gene Ontology annotation, biological process: protein phosphorylation. The record is from RefSeq and is a predicted model, not a curated record. Gene Ontology annotation, molecular function: ATP binding; protein kinase activity. Lineage: Eukaryota; Viridiplantae; Streptophyta; Magnoliopsida; Solanales; Solanaceae. The transcript has a single exon. The coding region runs from base 572 to 2512 and encodes 646 amino acids.